Messenger RNA from Caenorhabditis briggsae, 2082 nucleotides. The coding region runs from base 1 to 2082 and encodes 693 amino acids. The transcript is spliced from 17 exons. Lineage: Eukaryota; Metazoa; Nematoda; Chromadorea; Rhabditida; Rhabditidae. The record is from RefSeq and is a predicted model, not a curated record. Gene Ontology annotation, molecular function: protein tyrosine phosphatase activity. Gene Ontology annotation, biological process: protein dephosphorylation.
AUGGGAUUCCUAUUCGAUAGGUGUAUUCAGUAUUGUCGAAGGACUGUGGACAGGUACCACGAGGUACAAGAAGAAAAAGCGAUGCAAGCAGUGCCGACAGCGCCAAUUGAUGCGAGCAAGUUUGUGGCGUAUGUACAGGAAAGGCGCAAGAAAAGGAUACUUUUCAAGGGAGAGUAUUUGAUGGUCAAUCGCUCGAUAGACAACAACAAAUGCCGAUGUGACGUUGGAAGCACGAUGACGGAUAGGAAUCCGUAUCCGGACACUCUUCCAUACGAUCAUAAUCGAGUGAUACUUCCAAGGAUAGACAACGAUGAGAACUCGCAUUAUAUAAAUGCCAGUUAUGUUAAUAGUUGGCUCAAAGAUAAAGCGUACGUGGUAACGCAGGCGGUGCGGACAAAACCGAUGAACGCCGAAUUCUGGCGAAUGGUGUGGGAGUUAGGAUCCAAUUGUAUCGUUAUGCUCACCAAAGUUUUCGAUUUCAUGAGGGUAAUGUGUCUUCAAUACUGGCCACAGACGAAAUUUCAAUUUCGAGAAAUCGAAGUGGAGACGACGGAAGUGAAGACGUAUUCGCACUUUGUGAUUCGAACGUUCAAACUAACACGGAAAACGGAGGAAUCCAUUGAGACCCGAAUAGUCAAACACUUUCAUUUUACCGAAUGGGAGCUCGACUCGUUUCCAUACAUCUCCGCAUUCAUUGAGCUCCGUCGGCGUGUACGUCAGUUUAUGGAGAAGAGCCCAGUCGAUGCUCCAAUGGUUGUUCAUUGCAGCAAUGGCGCCGGUCGAAGUGGUGCGUUUCUUGCCCUUGACGCCAAUCUCGAGUUAAUGAAGAAAACCGGACAACUGGAUUUUUUCGAGUACGCCAAAACGUUGGUCAACUCACGGCCACAUCUGAUUGACAGCGUCGAACAGUACAUGUUCAUCUAUGAAGUAUUGUCAGAGGCGGUGAUGUGCAACGUGCAACCGAUUGAGAUGCAUCUUUUGAAAGAGAGAUCCAGUAUGUACAAAGCGAAGAAGAAUCGAGAGCUUUUGGAAAGUCAGGAGACACAUGAAAAUAAGCUUCUGAUGCAUCUGACGCCAACACUCAGAAUCGGUGACUGCGCCGGAGGUCAUCGUCUCGAGAAUCGAGGAAAGAAUCGAGAUGUGAUGGUUGUACCGCCGGACCACGCAAGGCCAUACCUUCAAACAUUGCAUGGAGAAAGCAAAGAUUAUACAUAUAUCAAUGCAGUGGAGGUCGAUGGUUUUACUAGAAAAGCCGAAUUCAUUGUGACCGAAUGGCCGAAGCAGAGCACGGUUGACUCGUUUUGGACACUGAUUUAUGAUCAUGCAUGUCAUACGGUGGUUAAUUUGAGUAAUCAAGGAUCGACGAGACACUACCCCUCGUUCAUCCACAACAAGGGCAAACAAAAUUACGGUCCUUUCAUUGUGGAAGUGAUGAACUAUCAUCAGUAUCCAGCAAUGACGAGCCAUAUGGUCAAGGUUAUGAAACGGACAUUCAUGAUCAGCGACAUCAUGGCCACGGGUGCACAGAAUCAGCAAAUUGACGCAGAAGUCCGAAUUUGUUGUGUUAUUCAGGUCCGAAUGUGGCCUAUUGAAAACAAGGUGCCCCUCUCCACAACCGGCCUAAUUGACGUCAUCAAAAUGGCCAGAAGCUGGAGAAAAAGAGCACCGGAUCGUCCGGAAACCAAGCCAACCAUUGUCAUGUCACACAACGGAGUGUCUCGAGUCGGGGUGUACAUUGGAGCGAACAUCUGCAUAGACCAGAUGGAUAUUGAUCAUGAAGUCGAUGUAUUCCAUGCUGUCAAAAUGAUGAGGAUCAAUCGGCCUCAAUUGAUUGAUAUGAAGGAUGAGUACAAAUAUCUUUACGAUGUAAUGCUGCACUGGUACAUGACUAAUCCAGACUAUCGGAUCUAUGAUAAAGAAGAUAGUGAAGAUACAGAUAGUCAGAAGACGUCACGUCCACCGUCGAAUCGACACUCCAUCAAGGAGAAGAGCUCGUUUAGGAGCAAAUUCUCCUUCCGCCGCCGAAACACCACUCGUCAAAACGAGAACAACGCUGUGGAGUAUCAUGUCAAUAACAAAUAA